AUGUCAGUGAGGAAAGGAUUCUUGUGUUGCUGUCUAUUCCUGAUCCCCAGCCGGGAAACUGCUCGCUUCUAUCUGCUUGCUACACUCAUUCUUCUUUACAUGCUGGCUGGUGCAGCUUUAUUUUCGUCUUUGGAGAGACCUGCAGAGCUAAAGGCUCACCAGCUCUGGGAGAUGAGACUAAGAAUCUUCAGUAAGGAGCAUAAUAUUACCCGUGAAGCCCUGAAAUCCCUGUUGCGUCACUAUGAGGAAGCCAGGACUGCAGGCAUCCACACAAAACGAGACAGAGCCGUGUGGGACAUCCCAGGUGCUUUCUACUUUGUAGGAACUGUGGUCUCCACCAUUGGAUUUGGAGUGGCAGCACCAUCCACUACAGCUGGGAAGUUCCUGAUUGUUUUCUAUGGACUCCUGGGGUGUUCUGCAUCAAUACUCUUCUUCAAUCUCUUCCUGGAGAGAGUCAUUACGUUUCUUAGCUUCUGGAUGCUCUGGUUUCGCACAAGGAGGAGCAUACAGAGGGGACUGGAAAAUAGAUUGAGUGGAAAUUACAAAUGGAUAUCAUCUGUCUACCUUCUCACCCUAAUCCUUCUUUUUGCUGCUCUGCUGCUUGUGUGUGCAGCUGCCUCCCUGUAUUCUGCCAUGGAGGGGUGGUCAUAUUUGGAUUCCCUGUAUUUCUGCUUUGUAGCAUUUAGCACUGUGGGGUUUGGGGAUUUUGUAAGUGGUCAAAGGGCACACUAUGAGGGAACCUGGACAUAUAAAAUGGCCAACUGUCUCCUGAUGCUUCUGGGAGUUUGUUGCACUUACUCCCUUUUUAAUGCCUUUGCUGUGAUAAUCAAAAAAGUACUCAACUGGAUACUGAGUUCAGUAAACUCAAUCUAUAUUUUUGAGGAAAUGGAGGGUGAACCUAUGGUUGGGCCAGGGCAGAUAGAAGAUGACAUGGGGAAAUCAGAGCAAGAUGUGGAGUGUUUUUCUGUGCAGGAAAGUGAGGUGACGCGGGUCAGAGUGGAUCGUGCAUCAGAGAAGCAGGUGACCACAGAUCCGGCCGAGACGAAGCAACAUACGGUGAACUUCUACACGGACUUAUUCAGGGCUGAUGUCUGUGAUGCAGAGUCUACGGCGGCGCUUUUACUGGGGCUUCCUCGGCUGAGUCCAGAAGAUCAAGAGAUCUUGAACGAAGAUAUCUCUCUGGCUGAGCUGACUUCUGCCGUGGGUCAGAUGGCGUCAGUGGUUGAUGCCUGGCAGACGUUGAAGGUCACACGGACUCCUGACCCCAGGCCAGGGAUGUGGCUCUUUGAGAAGCCGCUGUUUUAUAAUGACUUUCUCAAUGUCACCACAUUUUCAUCAGCUACACUGAGAAAGAACAACGCGUACGAGUUUCCCUCACUGAGCGUCAGUCCUGCGGCUGUGGAGUGGCAGGAGGAGAGUGGACAUCUCCUUUCAUUGGCAACGCCAGUGUUGGGCAGUUUCAGCGCCUGUGGGAAGAAGCAGCUGUACCAUAUCAGCGUGAAGGUGCUGAACAUUCGCUCCCUCGCGGAAGUCAAGGAGUCGAGAUGGGGAGUCAUGAGGUGA
This is a messenger RNA of Cololabis saira (Pacific saury), 1563 nucleotides long. RefSeq names its product potassium channel subfamily K member 13 (gene kcnk20). NCBI's taxonomy places the organism in Eukaryota, Metazoa, Chordata, Actinopteri, Beloniformes, Belonidae. Gene Ontology annotation, biological process: potassium ion transmembrane transport; stabilization of membrane potential. The record is from RefSeq and is a predicted model, not a curated record. Gene Ontology annotation, cellular component: membrane. Bases 1 to 1563 code for a protein of 520 amino acids. The transcript has 7 exons. Gene Ontology annotation, molecular function: potassium ion leak channel activity.